GACCCCUCAGUCCUCCUUUCUGAGCCGUCAAAGGGGUUUUCCUCAACUCGCACCGGGAGACCGCACUCAACCACUUUAACAGAGGCAGCUAAGCUCAAUCAUCUUGAAUUGACCAGAUAUAGGAGUCGAACAUGGAGAAGGCGGCCGUGCACGAAGACGGGCUCCUCAUCCCGCUUAUUGACUUCUCCAAGUUCCUCAACGGCUCCCCUUCGCAAAAGCUCGAAACAGCCAGAGCCAUCCUGACAGGCUUCCAAACUGCGGGCUUCAUCUACCUCUCCAACAUUCCCAUCCCGGCCUCGGUCCUCCAGCACGUCUUCGACGCGUCAGCCGAGUUCUUCCGCCUCCCGCGCGCCGCCAAGGACUCCCUCGCCUGGUUCAGCCCGGAAGCCAACCGCGGCUAUUCCGCCCUAGGGCGGGAGAAAGCCACGCAGCUCACCAGCACGGCCGCCAUCUCGGCGCUGCGCGACUCCAUCCCGGACAUCAAGGAAUCCUUCGAGAUCGGCCGGGACAACGAACCGUCCCACCCCAACCACUGGCCGCGCGAGGACGGGGACGACAGCCACAGCGGUAGUAGCAAGCUAGCCGGCUUCAGGCAGACCAUGACGUCCUUCUUCGCCGACCUCGCCGCCCUCCACCGGUCGGUCAUGCGCGCCAUCGCGGCGGGAAUGGGCCUGCCCGACGAGAUGUACUUUGACCAAUUCGUUUGUGACGAGGACAACACGCUGCGCCUGCUGCACUACCCGGCCGUGAGGAAGGAGUUGUUCAAGGUCAACCCGGGCCAGGUACGCGCCGGCGAACAUUCUGAUUAUGGAUCGAUUACUUUUCUGUUUCAAGACGGGGCGGGGGGGUUGCAGGUGCAGAGUCCUGAGGGCACAUUCGUGGAUGCCACGCCCAUUGAGGGGACGUGUGUCGUCAAUGCCGGAGACUUGCUGGCGAGGUGGAGCAACGAUACGAUUCGCAGCACGGUGCAUCGGGUCGUCGAGCCACCGAGGAGGGAGGGGGAUGAUGGGAAGGAGGAGUACCCCGCGAGAUACAGCAUUGCGUACUUUUGCAAUCCCAACUUCAAGGACUUUAUCGAGGUUAUCCCGGGGACGUACGCCACCGAGGCGGACAAGAACUAUACGGAGCAUAGUGUCACACAUCCACGUGCUCGAUCAACUUGAGGACCCUAUUGUAGAAUCCGAUACAUCCGUCUGCAUAUAGCCAAAAUGCAUGAGCAAAGGCCUGCAUGCGUUCAUCGGACAGGAUCAUGGAUAGGCUGGUGUCAAGAUCCCUUUCCUCUUCUGCCCCCUGGACGAGCCCAAGGUAUUCCGCCCUAGCAGACUUCAGACCCCUGUCUUGCUCAGUCUAUUGAAACAACGGGCCAUCCAUUUCGGGAGGGACCAUGGACAGCAUUUUGUUAA
This is a messenger RNA of Parathielavia appendiculata, 1403 nucleotides long. RefSeq names its product oxygenase. The transcript has 4 exons. NCBI's taxonomy places the organism in Eukaryota, Fungi, Ascomycota, Sordariomycetes, Sordariales, Chaetomiaceae. Bases 132 to 1163 code for a protein of 343 amino acids. Gene Ontology annotation, molecular function: 2-oxoglutarate-dependent dioxygenase activity. The record is from RefSeq and is a predicted model, not a curated record.